Microstroma glucosiphilum is the source of this 918-nucleotide messenger RNA. RefSeq lists its product as hypothetical. NCBI's taxonomy places the organism in Eukaryota, Fungi, Basidiomycota, Exobasidiomycetes, Microstromatales, Microstromataceae. The transcript has a single exon. The coding region runs from base 239 to 775 and encodes 178 amino acids. The record is from RefSeq and is a predicted model, not a curated record.
CCAGACAGGCGAGACAACCUGUUCCCGAGCCUCCGCCACUCUUUCUCGGCGGUGGUUGCUGGACGUAGACCUGGCCGAGGGAGUAGGAGACAGACAUCGGGGGCGCAAAUGGGUCAGUAUCCCAGUCCUCUACAUCUGUAGUGCCCUCUUUUCCCUGCUCUCUUCCCUUGCCUCCGCCUCGCGCUACUCACGGGCUGAGCUUGCGGUUGAGGGUAGUAGCCCUGCUGUCCUCCUCCGUAUGCCUGCUGUGGUUGCUGUGGUGGGUAGUAGCCCUGUGAAGCGAGAGAGUGAGGGGAUGAUCAUAUCAGCAUCAGGGCCCUUCUCCUUCUACUCGGCGCUCUUCCUUCUGAAUAGGUCGAGUCGUGAAGCAUCCCUCCGAUGCAAUGCAACUCACUCCCUGGGGUGCGCCAUACCCGCCCUGCUGAGGGUAUCCUCCCUGUUGGGGGUAUUGACCUCCUUGCGGUGGGUAGUAGUUCUGCUGUCCUCCUCCACCUCCGUAGUACUGUUAGGGAAAGCGAAGGUUCACGCCAGAAGAGGAUGGGGUGAAAUCAGGUCAAUGGCUGUACAGAUGGUUGAGUGGCGUAUGGGACUAAGGCUGGAGGGACAUGGGCCCACACAUCCUCUAGUGAUGAUCCUGCUUCCUCGUGGCUACCGAGAAGAGGUUCAAGCCGAGAGCAGCCUGCCAAUGCCUUGUCGGGUGGGCUUGCGAGAUAGGCUGUCCUCAUCCACACUAGGAGGCCAUCGUACCACCCCUCGUAACUUCCUUCCGAGCUAAGCCAAUCUGGGCAAGACGCUCGCUCUACACUGUGGUCCAGCUGGAGCUAUCGCUGUCUGUCCGGUAUCAGCAGCAGCUGCUCGACUUGAGUAGAGAAUGUCCACCUCGAAGUGCUGCUAUGCCACAUUGCCUUUUGCCUUCUC